This is a messenger RNA of Pimephales promelas (fathead minnow), 3524 nucleotides long. RefSeq names its product cholinergic receptor, nicotinic, alpha 6 (gene chrna6). Gene Ontology annotation, cellular component: postsynaptic membrane. The record is from RefSeq and is a predicted model, not a curated record. Gene Ontology annotation, molecular function: acetylcholine-gated monoatomic cation-selective channel activity; transmembrane signaling receptor activity. Gene Ontology annotation, biological process: monoatomic ion transmembrane transport. NCBI's taxonomy places the organism in Eukaryota, Metazoa, Chordata, Actinopteri, Cypriniformes, Leuciscidae.
AAGUACAAUGUAUAUGUUGUUAAAUGCAACUGGUUGUUACUACACAAAGAUGCAACUGAGCACAUUUUACAUUUAUACUAUAUCAUGAAGUAGCCUUAAAAAAACCUUUAAAGUUAUUCUGUCAUGACUACAGUCAUGUUCCAAAUAUGUUUUAAUUGUCUUGUGUGCAACACUGGAGAAAUAUAUUAGGAUUUGUUUUUACAGUUAUAAAUGAUGACUGAAGAUGUAAGAAAACAAACAAAAAAAUACAAAUAAAAUAAAGUACACAUAUAAUACUGUAGUAUGAUACUGUAGACACAAAGUAGGCUACAGUAUUAUAAGUUGUCCAAACAAAGUUCUGUAGCCAUGCAUAAUAGCUCAAAUUGAAGUCGUGAAAAAUUUGGCACUUUGAUAAGAAUUAGGAGUUUAUGGAAUGGAUCUUGAUUCGGAAUAUCAAUAAAUCUGCUUAAAAGGGAGUUUACAAAACUGAUCUAAAUGAUUCGACUUGCUUUAUCACACAAAGCUAUCGUAUUGAUUUACAAGAUAGUUAUUGUUCAUGGACUACCUACUUUGAUUUUGCAUCUUUUUAAGGCUGUGUUUCUUCAGUCACCAUUCAUUGGCAAUGCAAACAAAUAGAAGGCUUAUAUUUUUCCAAAAUGUGUUCUUUUGUUUUCUACAGACAAUCUUGCAGGACGUCGACGAUGAGUAAAUUAUAACAUAAUUAUCAUGUUUGCAUGAAUUACCGCUUUAAAUGGCUGUAUAAACGACUCUGUGAUUGUGCGUCUCAUUAAUGACAGUUUCUUGAAGACUAGGGGAAGGAUGUACGCGCCCAGGGGGAGGGACGAAAUCAAAUCCACCUCACCCGCUUUCUGCUCGCAAAAAGCACAACUCAGCCACACAACCGGGAUCCGCAACCAUCCUUUUUACAGGUUGGUCCUUCUCGAUUCAUUCACGAAUUUGUUGCUUUCUUUUGGAAAAGGAGACGGACUCCCUAACUGCGAAGCUCGAUGAAUUCUGCGGGGAGAGUGACUUUGUUUUUUCUUUUAAUUGCCCUGAUCACGCAAGAUUGUAUAUCAUCUAAAGGAGAAGACAGGCUGUUUCGUCGUUUAUUCAGGAGGUAUAAUCAAUUCAUUCGGCCAGUCGAAAAUGUGUCUGACCCUGUCACUGUGGAGUUUGAGGUCUCCAUCUCACAGCUUGUUAAAGUGGAUGAAGUCAAUCAGAUCAUGGAAACAAACCUUUGGCUGAGACAUAUAUGGAAUGACUACAAGCUGAAGUGGUUACCAGUAGAGUUUGAUGGAAUUGAGUUCAUCAGAGUUCCAUCAAAUAAAAUCUGGAGGCCUGACAUUGUACUUUACAACAAUGCUGUUGGGGACUUCUUGGUGGAAGACAAAACCAAAGCUCUGUUGAAAUAUGAUGGAACCAUCACCUGGGUCCCUCCUGCAAUCUUCAAAUCAUCCUGCCCUAUGGACAUCACUUACUUCCCCUUUGACUAUCAGAACUGCUCAAUGAAGUUUGGUUCCUGGACCUAUGACAAGGCAAAGAUUGACUUGGUUCUCAUUGGCUCAAAGGUCAACCUUAAAGACUUUUGGGAGAGUGGAGAGUGGGAGAUCAUUGAUGCACCCGGUUAUAAGCAUGACAUCAAGUACAACUGCUGUGAAGAGAUCUACCCAGACAUAACAUACAGUUUUUACAUACGCCGACUGCCCCUCUUCUACACUAUUAACCUUAUCAUCCCCUGCCUCCUCAUCUCAUUUCUGACAGUACUCGUCUUCUACCUUCCAUCAGACUGUGGCGAGAAAGUGACAUUGUGCAUCUCUGUACUCCUCUCUCUCACUGUGUUCCUUCUUGUCAUAACAGAAACCAUCCCCUCCACCUCACUUGUGAUCCCCCUGAUAGGCGAGUAUCUUCUCUUCACCAUGAUUUUCGUCACCCUCUCUAUUGUCAUCACCGUCUUUGUAUUGAAUGUGCACUAUCGCACCCCCAUGACCCAUACUAUGCCUAGCUGGGUACGUACUGUCUUCCUCCGAGCUUUACCCCGCAUCAUGCUUAUGCGCCGGCCUCUCGAUCUAUCAGAGUCCUCUGGAAAAGUAGGACUAGAAAGCGGGAGCUCUUCUGCGACUGGAGCGGGACGAGGUGGAGAGGGAAAGAAGAGGAAAAAUAGUGGAUCCCAACAGGGAGCGAUGAACUCUUUGGAAUUUGGAGAAGGGAAAGCAGCAUUAGAAGGAAAGAAAGGGGGAUGCCCUUGUCACCCAAUGAAAGAGGCAACCGAGGGUGAUUGUGGGAAAGUGAGUCGUCAGUUGAGUCCACAGGCUAUUAACACAGUUGUGGCUUUCUCUGUGGUGUCACCAGAAAUCAAACAGGCUAUUGAGAGUGUGAAGUACAUUGCUGAGAACAUGAGGAGUCGCAACAAAGCCAAAGAGGUGGAGGAUGAUUGGAAGUAUGUUGCCAUGGUGAUUGACCGCAUCUUCCUUUGGGUCUUUGUGCUGGUGUGUGUGCUGGGAACUCUGGGGCUUUUCCUACAACCUCUAAUUGGCUUCUUCUCGUAAUUAACUAUGAAACACAGAUGCCAGCUUACCUGUUUUAACCAACACUUAUCAGAGUCACUGACAUGACCACAGAAAUCCAUAUAUAUGUAGUGACGGUUUUCCGUCGCUACAACAAAGCUCUUUUAAAACUAUUUACUGGUUUCCUUGCACAAAAAGAAAAUACCUAAUCAGGUGUUCUGUUUUUCAAUCUGCCACUAAUCAAUUGAAGACUUAAUGACUGCUUUUUGCCUUUCUAAUCACCUUCCAUCUUGAAGCACUGCAAUGCCCAUAAGAAGACUAAUAAGACUGAUUGGUGCUCUGUGUCCACUACUUACAAUUCCACAUUCCACUUACAAGUUCUGAUUACAGGCACAUCAUAUGUGGUGUUUUAUACCAAACAACAAGACCAUCUUGUCUCAACCAACUACUCAACAGUCACUCAGGAAAAUCUGCAACAGGCAGUGGUGUUUUCCUUGCCAGGGGGAAUAGAGGAAAUCUAGUUAAAAAAGUGUUGUGUAGAUUAGUUCACCAAAAUAUCUGAGGAUAAACAGUGAGCUAUGUGAUUAUGGGAUGAAAUUAGUCAAGAAUUGUGUUAUCUCCAAAUAGCUGUGAGUUGUAGCAUGGCUGCAUUCCAGAAUAAAAUGACUAAUCAGGUCCAUUUAUGCCAAAUAAUUUGUGUUUAUAAUGAGAUUUAUUGAUUUUUUUUCUCAGUGUGUCACAUCCUAUGAUACUGCAUGGUGAAGUUUUUAUUUUAUCAUUUGAAGCAGAUGUAUUGACCAUGAUGUCUAAAUCUAUAACUGUUUUUAGUUCUGUGCAGGCUAUUAAAAUGACUGCUUUUCCUCCCUCUCUUACACUCAUGCUCUCUCUCUCUUGCUCCAUCAGAGACAUAAUCCCCUCUUUAAUACCAGCAUUUGCAUUUUUUUCCACUACCACUUGUCAGCUUCUAACACUUUUGUAAAACAUUUUUUAAACAGAUGUCUUUCAAAUAAAAUAAGUUUUUUUUUUUUGUUGUGCACACUA